Molecule: messenger RNA, 1988 nt
Organism: Botrytis cinerea B05.10
Lineage: Eukaryota; Fungi; Ascomycota; Leotiomycetes; Helotiales; Sclerotiniaceae
Exons: 3
Coding region: 811-1686 (291 amino acids)
Molecular function (GO): oxidoreductase activity
Source: RefSeq, a predicted model, not a curated record
GAUCGUAUUUGAAUGCCAAUACUUUAUAACAAUGCCAAGUCUACUUCAACGCAGAAGUGAUAUAAAAUAUGUGCCAAAUCCAAAAUUUAUAGAAAACAAUCAUCUGGCAUGCUAUCGAAUAUUGAAAACAGUAUAUGUACACUACACUCGACGUCUCAAAUCUUUUGUCCUGCUGGGAAACAGAGCAGCAACAGCUAUGGGGGUAAGACAGGGGCCCAAAAGCUUUCGCCUCACGCGCAUCUGUAGAUCAAUUUCCUCCCCUUGCCCGACAUCAAUAUCCCCAGCAAAAAUCGAUAUCACAUUUGUAGGCAGGCAUCAGCUCCAGCGACACUAACACAUUCCUCAUGGUGACAACUUCUACCUUGUAAAAGUCCAUCAAGCUUCAAUCUUCAUUCGCGGAACUAUCCCGCAACAGAAAAGUAAAAAAGAGUGCUGAGAAUCCCAAUUCUCAAAUCGGGGGGCGUCAUACCUACCUAGGUACUGUGGUAGGCACUGUGAAACUGAUUUUGGUAUCUCCUAGGAAAACGCUUGGCUGGCCGCUGGAAACCGUCAAAAAUCGAUGUGUCUUAUCGAUCCUUAUCGUAUCACUAGCGCAGCCUCGGUUCCCCGGGUUCUCCGCUUGUGCUUAUCCGAAAAGAGAGCACACCAUGUUUGUCAGUCUGGACUGAUAUAUCAAAUAUCAUUCAUUGUAUCACGACAAUUCGAAUUGCUCUUGAAAUAUAUCUUCCGCGUUUUUGGUUGUAGCGUAUACGUAUCUGCGAUCAUAUUUUGAGUCACAAAGAGAAGAUUGUGAGAUACGCAAAAGAAAAAAUGUCUAGUUACGACACGCAACUCCAUGACUUUGGGUCUCUGUUUUCUCUGAAGGGAAAGAUUGCGGUGGUUACUGGGGGAUCCAGAGGAUUGGGAUUGCAUGCUGCGUCUGCCUUCCUCCAAGCCGGCUGCUCCCUCGUCUACAUAACAUCUCGUAAAGCUUCCGCCUGCGAAGCCGCUGUCUCAACUCUCAAUGCCCUCCCCAAUCUCUCUCCGGGUGCAAAAGCCAUUUCCGUCCCCGCAGACAUCUCAACCAUUGAAGGUAUCCAGCAUCUGGUAUCCGAAGUAUCCAAAACCACAGAUCAUAUCGAUAUCUUAUUUGCAAAUGCGGGAGCCACAUGGGGAGAAAAAUUCGAUACCCACCCCGAUGAUGCGUUUGCGAAAGUGAUGAAUCUAAACGUCAAGAGUGUUUUUGGGACAGUGAGAUUAUUUACACCCCUCCUCCAAGCAAGCGCGACUGCCUCAGAACCCUCCCGCGUAAUAGUAACCGCUUCCGUCGCCGGCCUUAUCGCCCCUCCCCCAGGGCCCAGCUCCGCAAUCGGCUAUUCCGCAUCCAAAGCUGCGGCCAUUCAUCUCACCAAAAAUCUCGCUGUCGAACUCGGUCCCCGUCAUAUCCUUUGCAAUUCCAUUUCUCCUGGAUUCUUUCCAUCGAAAAUGGCUAACGCGCUUAUGGAGUCGAAAGGAGGAGUUGCGAAGCUGGCUAAAACUGUGCCGGACGGGAGAUUAGGGAAACCGGAGGAUAUUGCUGGCGCGGUGGUUUUCCUGUCUAGUAGGGCAGGAAGUCAUAUUAAUGGGGCUAACUUGGUGGUUGAUGGGGGAGAAAUGCUAAGUAGAGGUGGCGCAACUGAUGAGGAGGGGGAGAAAGCAAAACUUUAGGUUGAAAGCUACAAGUUUGUGGUUUGCAAUUUAUAAAUCGCAUUUAGAGCACUGGGAAAUACCUCGAAAUAGUAGAUACGAGCAGGGCAUUAUAUCUGUAAUCGCAUAGUGUUUGAAUAGAGAAGUAGGAAUUUCAUUUCAAGUAGAUAUAAAUUGAGACAGGGAAAAAGUACGAGAAGCAAAAAUAUCUCAACAUAAAAAGUUACCAGUUGUCAUGUCUUGCUCGAAAUGGGUAUCUGAUUCAUGAAAAAUUAUACCAAGGAAAAGUCUCCGCUAUAGACAAAUGAAGAAAGACGUGGUCC